AUGACCGACAUAAUGGAAGAGGACCCAUCCUCUGGGAUGCAGUCCUCUGAGGAGGAGGUACCCGUGGAGUCCCUGGUCAGAGGGCGCGCGAAACGAAGCACGGCAGGACUACACAUGUCCGCUCUCCUUGAAGCGGCCGCAGACGACGACUUAGCACUAUUGUUUGAGGAGGUCGAGGACGACAACGAAUUCGCCGACGAAAUAGACCCGGAAGUUGAGGAAGAUGAAGGAUUGGAAUCGUCUGACGACGAUGACGACGAUCAGGGACCUAGCGCGACGAAUGACUACGAGGGCGAAGAGCAACUACAAAAAGACGAGCGCAAGAAGCGAAAACAGCAGAAUGACCUUCGGUUCCAGACCCUACGCAAACGAGUCAAGAUUGAUCCGACCGCCAUCAACGCCGUACCGGCCGCCCCUCCUCGUCCGAAGAAAAAGUCGGAGCGUAUCUCAUGGAUUCCCACAGUAGAGGAUGGGCCCACCCGGCAGUCUUCGCGUCGUCAGACGAUGGUGAACAAGGAAAUGACGCACGCACGUCUCAAGGAUAGCCAGGAGAAGCGGGUGCGCAUUAUCGCUACUAUGAAGGAGGCCGAGAAGCGCAAGGCCCAUCUGAAGCCGAAGAAGAUGACACAGGAGGAUCACCUGGCGGAGGCUGCCAGGGUGGAGCGGCUCAACAGCAAGAGCUUGAACCGCUGGGAGCAGACCGAACGAAGAAAGGCGGAUGAACGACGAGCGAGAAUCGAGGCUCUUCAAAACCGCCGUCUGGAUGGUCCGGUUAUAUCCUACUGGAGUGGUGUGGCUACAUGGACCAAUGGACGUCUUACUCGGGUCGGCAAGAUGGAUGUCAAACCAAAGCCGGACAAAGAAGAGGCCAAGAAGAAAAAGAAGGAGAAGGAGGACAAAGAAAAGGCGGCAGCGGAUCAAUUGGCCCUGCAGUCUAUUCCUGUCUUCGGGCCUGUGCCUUAUCCGGGUCCAACACCACCUUUACAUAACUCGAAUAUUCCUGCCGCGGGUACUGCUGCGCCUGUCACACCGGGAGUACCAGCGCAGCAAGUUUCGACUUCUCUCCUUUCCACUCCUGCGAUUCCAACGCCGCCCGGGGACAAGCCACCAGGAGUCGUCCCAACCCCGACUCCUGAACCCGAACAAACACCUGCUGUGUCUACUGGGACAACUGACAAUGUUGACACGCUAGCAGAAACACCGGCAAGUGUAGUCAUUCCAUCCGAGAACGACAAGGGCAAUGCAGCAGAAAAGCAAACCCCAGAUCAAGAGACAAACUUAACGGCACCGACUUUGGAGAAAAAGGAACAAGCGCCAGACUCGACGGAACAGCCAACUCAGUCUGGACAGAGAAACUUUGCCGUGGAAAUCCCAGUUCGCCGUUUAUCGGGAUCUUCAAACAAUGGCUCUGCUCAAACAGUGCUGAACCCAACCUUUGCCAAGAAUGACGGUGCUAUGGAUAUUGACCAACCUUCAGCGCCUGCUGAUGUCCCCAAAGACCUUCAAGCGCAAGAAGCGGUCAAAGCAAACUUAAUCCCCUCCGAUAAUGCAAGUGCCCAACCAAUUUCGGCACAGGAACCCAAAGCAGAUCCAGCCGGAGCGACUCCUCGUGAACAACCGUCGGCGGGGGGCGCAUCACAGCCUUUGGAAUGUGCCACUUCCGUCGGCACUGGAGCUGCACUGGCCCCUCAUAUACCGGCGACUGCUGCAGUGAGUUCAGCCACGGUGCCCGAGAACGCCCACCUCCAAAGCCAAAGCCAACAAACAUGGCAGCCCGGAUCGCAACCUUCAAAUGUGAUGGGGCCCAUUCAGUCAGGACAAGUACAGCCAGUACAGCCAUUACCGCCAUUACCGCCAGCGAUCCCACCACCUCCUCCAAUAAUCGAACAGACCGGGCGCACAUUGACCGUCCUCGAGAACUUCGACCAUGCGACCGCCCACAGUCGCAAAUACAGCAUGUACUUUAACGCCAAAAAGCCACCGCGUCUGACAAAAAUCUCGUCAUCCCUCUGCGUCAUCACUUCCAUGCCAUCACGAUACCGCGACUCAGACACCGGCCUGCCAUACGCCAAUUCCUACGCCUAUGGUCAAAUCCGCCGUCUCCUCUCCGAAGGGUGCAUCUGGAGCUCCAUGCUAGGUUGUUUUGUAGGCCCAGCCGAUGGUGCCGCGCGAGGCGUGCCCGAGCGAUUUUCAGGCAAAUCAGGGCCGGCCUCCGUCGCAGUUCCAGUUUCCAAUCCCGUUCCAGAACCACUCCCGGUUUCCGGUCCAGGCCCAGGCACCGUCCAACCCCCAGCCCUAGAAGGAAGCGCCCAGGGAGACGACCAGGCCCAAGGCCAGGCCGCGUCGAUUCCAAACAAGGCCGUUGCCGCCAAUGGCGAUCUCCCCACAGCCCAGGCUCCAACAACGGAGCCAAUGGACGUGGAUAAAUAG
Messenger RNA from Penicillium nucicola, 2430 nucleotides. Its product is annotated as putative signal transducer. Gene Ontology annotation, cellular component: nucleus. The coding region runs from base 1 to 2430 and encodes 809 amino acids. NCBI's taxonomy places the organism in Eukaryota, Fungi, Ascomycota, Eurotiomycetes, Eurotiales, Aspergillaceae. Gene Ontology annotation, biological process: chromatin remodeling; regulation of DNA-templated transcription. Gene Ontology annotation, molecular function: ATP-dependent H2AZ histone chaperone activity. The record is from RefSeq and is a predicted model, not a curated record. The transcript has 2 exons.